AUGGCGGACCUGGAGGAAGAGCUGCUGCGGGAGAUGGAGACGGAGAGCGAGUGCAGUGAAGCUGCAGAAGAAGAAGCAUCUCCCAUGUUUUUGAGCUGGAGCGGGAAAGCACGGUUGAACUUGCUAGGCGAAGAUGUUCUGAUCAGAAUAUUCUCUAUGCUUCCUGUCACCAAACUAUGUACCAUGGCGUUGGUCUGUCAGUGGUUGAGGAAAGUUUCGGGCAAGGACGUCCUGUGGAAGGCGUUGUAUCUUGAGCGAUGGGCGGAUCCGAAGUCGCACAUCUUUGCGAGAGAUGCGCUGAGAGAGGGGUGGAAGAAGGUGUAUGCCUCGAAGGAUAUGGAUAUCAAGGCACAGGACGAGAACGAGGCGUUGAUGAGCUCUAUCAAGUGUAUCGAGGAUAAGGAGUGCCAGGAUGCCUUUCGAGCAAUGCAAGCCGCAAAGAGGUCGCUCUCUCUCAACAAGAAAGCGACUCCCAAGCAAGAAGAAGGAAACUCCGCCAUGGACCUCCUGCAGAACGCGAUACUGGAGUUCAAGUCUCGAUGCAAGUUCCCGCACGCGGGGCACUCCAGCAGCUCUGGCUCCUUGGGAGUUUCUCUUCCACCGUUCGAGUCCGGCACCAAAGUAAACGUUGAUACGAAUGGAGUUGGCGAACAGAAGAGAUCACAGUCACAGUCCUCCAUGUUCGGAAAGGGCGGAUUCUUCACAUCUUGCACUGCUGGACCCUUCAGAGAUUUCUUAGCACACAAGAAAAUCUUUCCUCGCAAGCAUCAGCUUGAAGUUUGCAUCUGUAAACUCACGGGGGAGCUGCAUAUGUGCAGCUACGAUGGCCUAGCCAGAGGGUGCGAGCUGUCGCUGCCCAAUGAUGAUGGGUACUUCGUCUGCCCGAUCACAGGGAUCAUCUGGUGCAACUCAAGGCUGCAAGUUGCGGUGGAGGAGGACGAGGACGAGCCCUGA
Molecule: messenger RNA, 954 nt
Organism: Guillardia theta CCMP2712
Lineage: Eukaryota; Cryptophyceae; Pyrenomonadales; Geminigeraceae
Exons: 14
Coding region: 1-954 (317 amino acids)
Molecular function (GO): protein binding
Source: RefSeq, a predicted model, not a curated record